UGACAAGAUAAUUUCUUGCAUGGAGAUUGAACGCAAUUUCGUUUUGUGAUUUAGAAAAGAGUGAAUUUUUCUCGAUUAGAUCGAUUAGUUUAUCUACAUUUAUUUUGUGUAAACUAGUAUUUUAUAAAAAAAAAAAGAAAAAAACACUGAGAAAUUUGUAGUAUUGCCCUACAUUUAACUAGGUUCGCGGCAUUUUUAAAGUUUCAUUACGCCUUGUAUCAUUCUUUUGUUUGUUAAGAUUAAAUUGGAAAACGCCGACAUAUGAGGAGUAUUUUCUUAUUAAAGUGAAAAAAACUUGUUUUCCCGCAACAAUGGGUCGCCGAUGUUGCGUCACAGGUUGCAGUUCGACUUCACGUUUGCCAGAACAUCAUGGAGUCACCUAUCAUUCAUUUCCUUUGGAUACGAAUAUACGUUCUAUUUGGAUGCGCAAUACCCGACUUAGCCCAGAGCGACAAAUAACUAAAAGUGUGCUUGUCUGCUCGAGACACUUUCGUCGUAUAGACUUUCAACCGCAACGUAGUGGAAAGUAUUUACUAAAGCAGAGAGUGUUUCCUACUGUAUUUCCAUGGGGGAAGGUAGAUAUUGCACAAGUUGAGUCUGAUUUAGAAGAUCUUAAGAACAAUAGCAUGAGUGCAGCCAGUAAUGUUAAUCUGUCAACAGAAGAUGCUACAAAGGCAACAGUGGAAGCAAAAGUCGCACAAAUAAUGGCUGAAACGGCAGAACGCAGUGCAGCCAAAGCAAUCGCUAAUGUAGGUAAAGAAGACGAUGGCUCGGCCUCUCCAGCACUUGCCGCGGUUUCGGCAUCUCCGGCUGCAGUUAAAUUUGAAGCUGUUACCUCAUUUAAUCCAGGUGCAAGGCUUGAAGCACAAGAUUUCGAUGGAAUAUGGCAUGCAGCUCGUGUAGUUGAAGUGGAUAAUGACGAUCGAGAAGUGCUAAUAAAAUUCGAACGUUCGGGAAAGAUGAAAUCUGCUAUUGUAGGUACAGAGGAGUGGAUUCCCAUGAACUCAACACGUUUACGACAAAAAGUAUCGACAAAACCAAUACCUGUUUUCGAAUUGGAAGAAAAAUGUAUGGCGCGAUGGUCGGGACCCAGAAAGUUUCCAGGUACAAUAAAAAAAGUUCUUGGAAAUGAUACAUACGAAGUUCUUUUUGACGAUGGUUAUGUAAAGAACGUAAGAGCGGUUCACAUGAAUAAAAUACUUUCUGUGGAACCAGAUCUACACUCCAUGUUAGCAUCUCCAACGCUUCCAACCACUUUCAUAUCGCAAUCAACGACAACAAAUUUGCAGGAAGAAACAUCUGUAAAACCACCUAAUAUUGAAUAUCCAUUAUCAACGGCUACAAAUUCUACAAAUGUUAAAAAACGUUCAUCAUCUGGUUCCCGUAAGGAUUGGCCUUUGCUUGAUCUGUCAAAAUUGGAUUUAUCUUCACUUAAUUUACCGGAAAUUCCACAUGAUGGCGAAUGGACCUGUCAUUGGGUUAACGAUCAGCCAAUAGGGCAAGAAGGAUUCCUUAUUGUUGGCGAACAUCGAAAACCCACAGUUAUCGUAGAGGAUUGGCGUUUGCCACCUGGUUGGGUCAAACAUAUGUAUCAGCGCUCCAAUGUGUUAGGUAAAUGGGAUGUCAUUUUGGUGACACCAGGCGGAAAACGUUUUCGUUCUAAAUCUGACUUGAAAGUCUUUCUGGAGGAGCAAGGACAGGCUUACAAUCCAGAUAUAUACGACUUUAGCAUACAUCGUCGUCGUGCAAAGGACAUUAAUGCAUAUGUAUAUACACCUGAUUAUACUCCCCAACAAACGCCAAAACCAAAACCACUCGAUACAACCAUUGCUGCUAUGGAUGCAGCUAGUGUGAAAGCAGCGACCACUGCUCUUGCAGUUAGCACUACUCAAUACAUAGAAACUCCCAUAGCUACUCCGGUACCGCCAGCGGAACUUAUGACACCUACACUAUCAGCGAGCUCACCAACUAAGGAUAUUGCAGUGGAAGUUAUUGGCAAUAUUGAUAAUGCAGACGCCGUAUCAUCCCGCUCUUUGGAAACGGCUUUACCAGUUGAAGACGGUUACGCUUAUAUCGGUGGUCUUAAGGUGCAAAUAAUCGAAAAUCUUUUCCGAUGUCCCCAGGAAGGUUGUAUGAAAAAUUUCCGAAAAGAGGAUCAUUUACAGAUUCAUAUAAAACACUAUCACCGCGACUUAACCAAACUUCUAGGCACAUGUCCAAAGAUGCUUGAGUUGGCAGAAAAACGUACACACACCAAACCGGACCAACAUGAACCGGUUCCACGUAAUCAAAUACCAAAUCAGCAAUUUUUCGCAAAAUUGCAUCAACAAGAUUUACUGCAAACCCGAGCUCAUAGGCGUAGCGCAGGUCCUACUACUUCAGCAACCACUGCGGGUAUUGCCCAAACUGCCUUACCUACACCAGAUAUAAAAUCAGAAAUUGAAAAUAAAAAUAUUGGAGAUGCAGACGCAGAUACUUCGCAAAUAUCUGUGGGAUUCAAUGAUACUUCAAUUAAUAGCUCAACUCAAUUUAGUCAGCAUAAUUCAAAUCUGGAUGUAAAUCUGAGUGCUAUCUCAUCUGUUGAUGAAUCUUUAACUGAUAUGUCGGCCACCCCAGCCAAACGUUCGCGUAUUUCUCCCAGUAAACGUGCUACUGGUGCACGCAAAAGUAACCGUCAACGCACCACGAAGCGAUAUUUGACUGCCGCACAAGCUACAGCUGGUGCAUCAUUGAUAUCUGUAGUAACAGCUGAGAACAACUUUGGUGUAUCUGAUUUCGAAGAAACACGACACUCGUUUAAUGCAACUCCAGAUGCUAAAGUGCUUGAAGUUGGAAAGAAGCGUAAAUCGUCUGCCGCACCAGUGACAUCAAUGAGUAGUCUCGAUUCGCCUGUAACUGCUGAUUCAGGCUCGUCAUCGUAUCCACCAUUACUAGCGCCAGGAUCUAAUGAUCCCGAUGCCAUGAAUGCGGGAAAUGUUAGCCAACCUCAAUAUAUAAAAGAAAAUGGUGAAUUAAUCAAGAUUGUAAGCAUGCGUCAGGAGGAAAUCAUAAAUUGCCUGUGUUCAUAUGGCGAGGAAGAUGGAUUAAUGAUCCAAUGUGAAUUGUGUUUAUGCUGGCAACAUGGCAUUUGUAAUGGCAUCGAUAAAGAGGUGGACGUGCCUGAGAAGUAUGUAUGUUACAUUUGCCGUAAUCCACAACGUGGGCGAGAUUCAAUGCGUUUUAAACAUGACCAAGAUUGGCUAUACGAUGGGAAAUUACCAGUGGCAAAUUAUCACAUUGCCAACCCUAAUUUACCAAAGCGUUUUGAUUUUCUAAAAAAAUCACAUAUUCUUACUGGAAAUUUAGUUGAGCUAAAAAGAUUUAUGCAUUCAUUGCGUGUUAAAAUGAAUAUUGCCAAUAAUCGUUGUCAUCCCAAAUUGUACUUGUGGGCUAAAAAAUGGGAAGAUGACACGGCUUUACAAAAUAUAAAAGCAGAUUUAAAAUCUGAUGAAGAUAUUAAGAUUGAAGACACACAUAAUGAAAUCAAAGAAUUAGAAUCGAAGGAUAAAGCUUCACCAGCACCAUCGCCGACGAAGAAAAUUAAGUCGGAACCUUCCACGCCAUCCCAACUAAUACCAAAUAUACCACAACCAGAAGCGCCCAUUGACCCAGUAGAAUGUCAGCAUCGUUUAAUGGAACACAUUAAGAUACAACAGAAUUUAGUACUGAAACGUUUAGAUGACAUUGAAAAUGAAAUGGAUGAACUUGAAAGUCAGGAUGAUUUAUUCGAUUUAAAAGAAGAUGACUUUAAGACCACUAAAGAUGUACUGGCGACUUUCAUCAAAGAAUUAGAUACUAUGAAACAACUUGCUAAACUUAAUUCUUUAGAGCAUACAAAACAAUCCAUAAAAAAUUCCACUAUUACCGCUAAAUAACUUUUUGUGGAACAAAUACGUCCGGUUUCAAAAAUAGUUUUAACCCAUGAUUUUACUUUCGCUAAUUUUUUUUUAUAAUUACCAAAGUCUCUUUCGGCUUUAACCUUUUAUUGGCUUGCAAAUGCGUAGCGUUUGAUGUUUGAUUAUGCAAAUGACUUAAUUCAUGUAAGAGUUUGUUUGUAUUAAUUUGAUUAGUUGAAUAAAUUUCUUCUUACUUUUCGUUUGUUGUUUGCAUAUAAAAAUAAAUGUAGCAGUUAAUGUGGCUCAAUCACCGAUA
Ceratitis capitata (Mediterranean fruit fly) is the source of this 4191-nucleotide messenger RNA. RefSeq lists its product as uncharacterized. NCBI's taxonomy places the organism in Eukaryota, Metazoa, Arthropoda, Insecta, Diptera, Tephritidae. Gene Ontology annotation, molecular function: DNA binding. The record is from RefSeq and is a predicted model, not a curated record. Gene Ontology annotation, cellular component: NSL complex. Gene Ontology annotation, biological process: regulation of transcription by RNA polymerase II. The transcript is spliced from 5 exons. Bases 312 to 3914 code for a protein of 1200 amino acids.